Molecule: messenger RNA, 441 nt
Organism: Camelina sativa (false flax)
Lineage: Eukaryota; Viridiplantae; Streptophyta; Magnoliopsida; Brassicales; Brassicaceae
Source: RefSeq, a predicted model, not a curated record
AUGUGGAUAGCUCAUCUUAACAGAUUGCCCACUCGCUCCAAACUCCAGUCAUGGGGAAUGCAGGUCUCCUCUGACUGUUGCAUAUGCGCUUCGAAUGUCGAGACUAGAGACCACCUACUUUUUACCUGCAGCUUUAGCAUGGAAAUUUGGAGAAUGAUACAUCGAAGACUUUCACUGCCUCCACCUCUUUUCAGGAACUGGGAAAGCUUGUUGGACUGGAUCAGAUUGAGCUCAGCCUCCUCCCCAUCUACACUAAGGAAGAUCGCCGCUCAAGCCACAAUUUAUGCAAUCUGGAAACAGAGAAACAACAUUCUGCACAAUCUCCAAGCCGUUCCACCAUCUGUUAUCUUCAAGGAAAUAGAUCGGGAGAUCAUCAACACAACUAUCGCGAGGAGACACUGCAAGAACUUUAAGAAGCUCUUCUAUCUUUGGGUCAGAUAA